Molecule: messenger RNA, 18833 nt
Organism: Malaclemys terrapin pileata
Lineage: Eukaryota; Metazoa; Chordata; Testudines; Emydidae
Gene: AHNAK
Product: AHNAK nucleoprotein
Exons: 5
Coding region: 233-17944 (5903 amino acids)
Biological process (GO): regulation of RNA splicing
Cellular component (GO): nucleus; costamere; cytoplasm
Molecular function (GO): protein binding
Source: RefSeq, a predicted model, not a curated record
CGUGCGCUCCGCCGCCGGGACAGGACCGGACCCUGCGUGCCAGGGAGCAGCCACCGCCGCCAGGAAUCCGGGAGCGGGCUCGGGGCUGGGCAGUACCGGGACCCUGCCGGGCAUGGCUGUACCGGGGAGCUGAGAGCCACUGACCCGCAGGCUGGGAAGUUGAUACCGAAGGUCAGCAAGUGAAGAGAGGAAUUCCUGGGGCGGUUCCAGCCAGGACCAAAGUCUCAACAAGAUGGAGAAGGAAGAGGAGGAAACCCGAGAGAUCCUGCUCCCCAACUGGAAAGGAAGCGGCUCUCAUGGAAUCACCAUUGACCAGACGGAAGAUGGGGUCUUCGUGAAGCAGGUGGUGCAGACUUCCCCUGCUGCCAGAACUGUGAAGGAAGGGGAUCAGAUUGUGAGCGCCACCAUCUAUUUCGACAACCUGCAGUCCGGAGAGGUCACGCAGCUGCUGAACAGCAUGGGCCACCACACGGUGGGGCUGCGGCUGCAGCGAAAAGGGGACAAGUCUCCAUUGCCGGGACAGUCAUGGUCACACGAUGUGUUCUCACCCAGGAGCCCAGAAGUUGUUCUGAGUGGGGAUGAUGAAGAGUACAGGAGAAUAUACACAACGAAAAUUAAACCACGUCUGAAGUCGGAAGAUGCAGCAGAAGCUGAACACACAGAAAGCCGAACCAUUACCGUCACCAAAAAGGUCACAGCUUAUACCGUAGAUGUCACUGGACACGAAGGAGCAAGAGAGAUUGACAUCAGCAGCCCAGAAUUUAAAGUUAAGAUUCCAAGCCAUCAAGUCACCCAUAUAACAACAACAGAAAUUGAAAAAGAACCUGGGAAAACCGUGAUCAAAAUACCACAGGUGGAUUUGUCUGGGAAAACAGACUUCAGUAUGGGCAUCAGAGGUAGACCUAGUGGCAUCUCAUAUUCUGGACCAACAGUUGAAUCAUCCACCAAAAGGUUGGACUUUGGUGCCCCUGACGUGCACAUGAGAGAGCCCAAGGUGGGCACUGAGAUAAAUGUCUCAGGACCUCAAGUCACAGGCAUUCACCCGAGAACCCAGACAGACUUUAAGCCAGCAGAAAUUCAAGUUCCAGGUGUGGAUGUUGUCAAAUCGGUUAAUGUUUCUGGCACUAGAGUCACAAGCCCAGAGGGCAGCUUGCCCAGAAUCGAUGCAAAUGGACAGAGGGGAAACCUGGAUGCAAAUAUUCACAUUACCGGCCCUAAACUAAAUGGAAAAAUGGGUGUUUCAGGCAUAGAGGUUAAAACUGAAGUUCCAGGAGGCAAACAGCCGCAAUUUGAUAUUUCAGGCUCCAAGAUAAGAAGCGGUAUGGAAGGUCCCAAAGUUGAUGUAUCAUUUUCAAAAAUCAAGGGUCCUUCAGUUGAUAUUUCUGGCCCUAAGAUUCAAAGUGAUAUCAAAGCUCCAAGGGUGGACAUUCCUCUUUCGAGCAUUGAAUCUGAUAUGCAGGACAUUAAAGCUCCAGAAAUUAACAUUGAAAGCCCAGGAAAAAUAAAAAUGCCUGUUAUGAAAAUGCCUAAAUUUGGCUUCUCACCUUCAGCUUCUGAUACUGAUGUUCAAGCACCACAGGCAGGUGUAGACAUUUCUGUGCCCAAGAUACAGGCUCCUCACCUGGAUAUCACAGCUCCAUCUGUUCAUAUGGAAGGUCCAAAGGAAAAACUGAAAUUUACAGUGCCUUCAGUGGAAGGUGCUAAAGUUGCAAAGCCACAUGUGGAUGUGGCUCUCAAAGGACCUCAGUUGAAGGGAGUGGUGGAAGUGUCCUCUCCAACACUAGAAGGUCCCAAAGUUGGUGUCAAGGGUCCCAAGAUUGAUCUUGUGGCUCCUGAUGUUGAUAUUCAAAGUGGUGAAGGAAAAAUAAAAUUGCCCUCAAUGAAAUUUCCUAAAUUUACUGCAUCAGGUUUCAAAGGGGAAGGCCCUGGUGUGGGUGUGACGCUUCCUAAGGGGGAGAUUGCUAUUGCAGGCCCCAAGGUAGACAUCAGCACACCAGAUAUAGACACUGGAGGAGAAUGGAAAGUCCCCAAAUUUAGGAAGCCUGAAUUAAUUAGUCAGACACCAAAAAUCUCUAUGUCAGAUGUGGACCUGAGUCUGAAAGGCCCUAGCCUGAAGGGAGAUGUGGGUAUUUCAGGGCCAAGGCUCGAAGGGGAUCUGAAAGGAUCCACUGUGGACAUUAAAGGCCCCAAACUAGACAUUGAAGCACCUGGCAUUGACCUUGAGAGUCCUGAAGGUCAGUUGAAAGGGCCCAAGUUCUCAAUGCCUUCUUGGAAAAUGUCACCAUCAAAAGUAUCCAUGCCAGAUGUGGAUGUGAAUCUGAAAGGGCCUAAACUGAAGGGAGACAUGGAUGUUUCUGUCCCACAAAUAGGAGGUGACUUGAAGGGACCUCAGAUUGACAUAAAAGGCCCCAAGCUAGAUAUAGAUGCUCCUGACAUUGACAUCAAAGGGCCAGAAGGACACCUGAAAGGUCCCAAAUUUAAGAUGCCUGAAAUGCACAUCAAGACCCCUAAAAUCUCCAUGCCAGACAUCGACUUGAAUCUGAAGGGUCCUAGGCUGAAGGGAGAUGUGGAUGUUUCAGUGCCAAAGCUGGAAGGGGAGUUGAAAGCUCCUGGAAUUGACAUUAAAGGCCCCAAAGUGGACAUUGAUGCACCAGAUGUGGAUAUUCACGGCCCAGAUGGUAAACUGAAAAUGCCUAAACUGAAAAUGCCAAAAUUCAGCAUGCCUGGGCUGAAAGGUGAGGGACCAGACGUGGAUGUAACACUUCCGAAGGGGGAGGUGGAUAUUUCCGGUCCGAAGGUACAAAUUGGUGCUCCAGGUUUGGACGUUGAAGGACCCAAGGGAGAACUAAAAGGUCCCAAAUUUAAGAUGCCUGAAAUGCACAUCAAGACACCAAAAAUCUCCAUGCCAGAUGUCGACAUGAAUCUAAAAGCCCCCAAGCUGAAGGGAGAUGUUGGUAUUUCAGGGCCAAAGAUCGAAGGGGAUCUGAAAGGACCCACUGUGGACAUUAAAGGCCCCAAACUAGACAUUGAAGCUCCUGGCAUUGACCUUGAAAAUCCUGAAGGUCAGUUGAAAGGGCCCAAGUUCUCAAUGCCUUCUUGGAAAAUGUCACCAUCAAAAGUAUCCAUGCCAGAUGUGGAUGUGAAUCUGAAAGGGCCUAAACUGAAGGGAGACAUGGAUGUUUCUGUCCCACAAAUAGGAGGUGACUUGAAGGGACCUCAGAUUGACAUAAAAGGCCCCAAGCUAGAUAUAGAUGCUCCUGACAUUGACAUCAAAGGGCCAGAAGGACACCUGAAAGGUCCCAAAUUUAAGAUGCCUGAAAUGCACAUCAAGACCCCUAAAAUCUCCAUGCCAGACAUCGACUUGAAUCUGAAGGGUCCUAAGCUGAAAGGAGAUGUGGAUGUGUCAGUGCCAAAGCUGGAAGGGGAGUUGAAAGCUCCUGGAAUUGACAUUAAAGGCCCCAAAGUGGAUAUUGAUGCACCAGAUGUGGAUAUUCACGGCCCAGAUGGUAAACUGAAAAUGCCUAAACUGAAAAUGCCAAAAUUCAGCGUGCCUGGGCUGAAAGGGGAGGGACCAGACGUGGAUGUAACACUUCCAAAGGGGGAGGUGGAUAUUUCCGGUCCGAAGGUACAAAUUGAUGCUCCAGGUUUGGACAUUGAAGGACCCAAGGGAGAACUAAAAGGUCCCAAAUUUAAGAUGCCUGAAAUGCACAUCAAGACCCCUAAAAUCUCCAUGCCAGACAUCGACUUGAAUCUGAAGGGUCCUAAACUGAAGGGAGAUGUGGAUGUUUCUGUUCCAAAUAUACAAGGUGAUUUGAAAGGUCCAGAAUUUGAUCUUAAAGGCCCCAAAGUUGAUAUUGACGCACCAGAUGUGGAUCUUCAUGGCCCAGAAGGUAAAUUCAAAAUGCCUAAAUUCAAAAUGCCCAAGUUUGGAAUGCCUGGGUUCAAAGGGGAGGGACCAGACGUGGAUGUAAGCCUUCCGAAAGGGGAGAUUGAUCUCUCAGGUCCCAAAGUAGACAUUGAUGCUCCAGAUUUGGAUUUUGAAGGGCCAGAAGGAAAACUGAAAGGUCCCAAAUUUAAGAUGCCUGAAAUGCACAUCAAGGCACCCAAAAUCUCCAUGCCAGAUGUUGAUUUACACUUGAAAGGCCCUAAACUGAAGGGAGAUGUGGAUGUUGCUGUUCCGAAGAUACAAGGUGAUUUGAAAGGUCCUGAAUUUGAUCUUAAAGGCCCCAAAGUUGACCUUGAUGCACCAGAUGUGGAUAUUCACGGCCCAGAGGGUAAACUCAAAAUGCCUAAACUGAAAAUGCCUAAAUUUGGUGUACCUGGGUUGAAAGGGGAGGGACCAGAUGUCGAUAUAGCACUUCCAAAGGGAGAGGUGGAUAUUUCUGGUCCCAAGAUAGACAUAGAUGCUCCAGGUUUGAACAUUGAAGGGCCUGAAGGACAGCUGAAAGGUCCCAAAUUUAAGAUGCCUGAAAUGCACAUCAAGACACCAAAAAUCUCCAUGCCAGACAUCGACUUGAAUCUGAAAGGCCCUAAGCUGAAGGGAGAUGUGGAUGUUUCUGUUCCAAAGCUGGAAGGGGAGUUGAAAGCUCCUGGAAUUGACAUUAAAGGCCCCAAAGUGGAUAUUGAUGCACCAAAUGUGGAUAUUCACGGCCCAGAUGGUAAACUGAAAAUGCCUAAAUUUGGUGUACCUGGGCUGAAAGGGGAGGGACCAGACAUGGAUAUAACAUUUCCAAAAGGCGAUGUGGGUAUUUCCGGUCCCAAAGUGGACACUGAUAUCCCAAGUUUAGACAUUGAAGGGCCAGAAGGUAAAGUGAAAGGUCCAAAGUUUAAACUGCCUGAGCUAAAUAUUCAGACACCCAAAGUCUCCAUGCCAGAUGUGGACCUAGGUUUGAAGGCACCUAAACUGAAAGGAGAUGUGGAUAUCUCUGUUCCAAAGAUGGAAGGUGAUUUGAAAGGACCCAGCAUUGAUGUUAAGGGGCCCCAAAUUGAUAUUGAAGGUCCCCAAAUGGAUAUUGAUGUGCCUGAUAUGGACUUGGAAUGUCCAGAAAGCCAACUGAAAGGCCCCAAAUUUAGGAUGCCUAAAAUGAAUAUCAAGGCCCCUAAAAUCUCCAUGCCAGAUGUUGAUCUGAAUCUAAAGGCACCUAAACUGAAAGGAGAGAUGGAUGUUUCUGUUCCAAAGAUGGGAGGUGAUUUUAAAGGACCCAGCAUUGACAUUAAAGGUCCCAAAGUUGACACUGAUGUUGACCUUGAAUGUCCAGAAGCCAAAUUGAAAAUGCCAAAAAUGAAAUUUCCAAAGUUCGGCAUGCCUGGAUUCAAAGGAGAGGGCCCUGACAUGGAUGUGAAACUCCCUAAGGGACAGGUGGAUAUUUGUGGUCCCAAAGUGGAUAUUGAUGCUCCAGGUUUGGACAUUGAGGGACCGGAAGGAAAAAUAAAAGGUCCCAAAUUUAAGAUGCCUGAAAUGCACAUCAAGACCCCUAAAAUCUCCAUGCCAGACAUUGACCUAAAUUUGAAAGGUCCCAAACUAAAAGGAGACGUGGAUGUUUCUAUUCCAAAGCUAGAAGGUGAUUUGAAAGGUCCUGAUGUUGACAUCAAUGCCCCCUCAAUAGAUAUUAAUGCACCAGAUAUUGAGCUGCAGGGUUCAGGUGGAAAACUGAAAAUGCCCAAAAUGAAGAUGCCUCAAUUUAAUGUGUCAGGCCCUAAACUUGAAGGACCUGAUAUAGAUGUAAACGUGCCAAAGGGAGAGGUUGAUAUUUCAGCUCCCAAGGUAGAUAUAGAGGCUCCAGAGCUGGACAUUGAAGGCCCAGAAGGCAAAUGGAAAGGACCUAAAUUUAAAAUGCCUAAACUGAAUAUUAAAGCACCUAAAAUCUCCAUGCCGGAUGUGGACCUGAAUCUCAAGGCACCGAAAAUGAAGGGGGAGAUGGAUGUUACUGUUCCAAAGAUAGAAGGUGAUUUGACAGGUCCUGAAAUUGAUAUUAAAGGGCCAAAAUUAAACAUUGAGGCACCUGAUGUGGAUCUUGAGUGUCCUGAAGGAAAACUGAAAGGGCCCAAAUUCUCAAUGCCUUCUUGGAAAAUGUCACCAUCAAAAAUAUCCAUGCCAGAUGUGGAUUUAAAUUUGAAAGGGCCCAAACUGAAGGGAGACUUGGAUGUUUCUGUUCCAAAGCUAGAAGGUGACUUGAAGGGACCUGAGAUUGACAUGAAAGGCCCCAAACUGGACAUUGAUGCACCUGACAUAGGCAUUGACGGGCCAGAAGGAAAAAUGAAAGGUCCCAAAUUUAAAAUGCCUGAAAUGCACAUCAAGGCCCCAAAAAUCUCUGUUCCUGAUGUAGACCUGAAUUUAAAAGCCCCUAAAAUAAAAGGGGAAGUUGAUAUCUCAGCUCCUAAACUUGAAGGAAAUUUGAAAGGUCCUGAUUUUGAUUUCAAAGGCCCCAAGGUUGACAUUGAUGCACCAGAUGUGGAUAUUCAUGGCCCAGAUAGUAAAUUCAGAAUGCCCAAAUUCAAAAUGCCCAAAUUCAGCAUGCCUGGGUUCAAAGGAGAGGGACCAGAGGUGGAUGUGAAGCUUCCAAAAGGGGAGAUGGAUAUUUCCGGUCCCAAGAUAGACAUUGAUGCUCCAGAGUUGGAUAUUGAAGGUCCUGAAGGAAGGCUGAAAGGUCCUAAAUUUAAGAUGCCUGAAAUGCACAUCAAAGCGCCUAAAAUCUCCAUGCCAGACAUUGAUUUGAAUGUGAAAGGCCCUAAAUUGAAGGGGGAUGUGGAUGUUUCUGUUCCAAAGCUAGAAGGUGACUUGGAGGGGCCUGAAUUUCAUCUCCAAGGCCCCAAAGUUGACAUAGAUGCACCAGAUGUGGAUAUUCACGGCCCAGAGGGUAAACUCAAAAUGCCUAAAUUCAAAAUGCCCAAAUUUGGCAUACCUGGUUUCAAAGGGGAAGGCCCUGAUGUGGAUGUAAAACUUCCGAAGGGGGAUGUGGAUAUUUCUGGGCCCAAGGUAGACAUAGAUGCCCCAGAUUUGAACAUUGAAGGUCCAGAGGGAAAGCUGAAAGGUCCCAAAUUUAAGAUGCCUGAAAUGCAUGUCAAGGCACCUAAAAUCUCCAUGCCAGAUUUUGAUUUGAAUCUGAAAGGACCUAAAAUGAGGGGGGAUGUGGAUGUUUCUGUACCAAAGAUAGAAGGGGAUUUUAAAGGGCCCGAGUUUGAUAUCAAAGGUCCCAAAGUGGACAUUGAUACUUCAGAUCUUGAUAUUGAAGGUCCUGAAGGAAAAUGGAAGAGCCCCAAAUUUAAGAUGCCUGAAAUGCACAUCAAGGCACCUAAAAUCUCCAUGCCUGACGUCGACUUUAAUUUGAAAGGCCCUAAAGUGAAGGGGGAUGUGGAUGUUUCUGUACCAAAGCUAGAAGGGGAUUUGAAAGGGCCUGAGGUUGAUAUCAGAGGCCCUAAACUGGAUGUUGAUGUUCCUGAGGUUGACCUGCAGGGACCAGAGGGAAGAUGGAAAAGUCCCAAAUUUAAGAUGCCUGAGAUGCACAUCAAGGCACCUAAAAUCUCCAUGCCAGAUGUUGAUUUACACUUGAAAAGCCCUAAAGUGAAGGGAGAUGUGGAUGUUGCUGUUCCAAAGAUUGAGGGUGAUUUGAAAGGUCCUGAGUUUGAUAUAAAAGGCCCCAAAGUUGACAUUGCUGCACCAGAUGUGGAUCUUCAUGGCCCAGAAGGUAAAUUUAAAAUGCCUAAAUUCAAAAUGCCCAAAUUCAGCAUGCCUGGGUUCAAAGGAGAGGGACCAGAGGUGGAUGUGAAGCUUCCAAAAGGGGAGCUGGAUAUUUCUGGUCCCAAGAUAGACAUUGAUGCUCCAGAGUUGGAUAUUGAAGGUCCUGAAGGAAGGCUGAAAGGACCCAAAUUUAAAAUGCCUGAAAUGCAAAUCAAAGCACCAAAAAUCUCCAUGCCGGACAUUGACUUAAACUUAAAAGGUCCCAAAAUGAAAGGAGAUGUUGAUGUUUCUCUUCCAAAACUAGAAGGUGACUUGAAGGGUCCUGAAUUUCAUCUCCAAGGCCCCAAAGUUGACAUUGAUGCACCAGAUGUGGAUAUUCAUGGCCCAGAGGGUAAACUCAAAAUGCCUAAAUUCAAAAUGCCCAAGUUUGGAAUGCCUGGAUUCAAAGGGGAGGGACCAGAUGUGGAUGUAAGCCUUCCGAAAGGGGAGAUUGAUCUCUCAGGUCCAAAAGUAGACAUUGAUGCUCCUGAUUUGGAAAUUGAAGGUCCAGAUGGGAAAUGGAAAGGUCCUAAAUUUAAGAUGCCUGAAAUGCACAUCAAGGCACCUAAAAUUUCCAUGCCAGAUGUUGAUUUACACUUGAAAAGCCCUAAAGUGAAGGGAGAUGUGGAUGUGUCAGUUCCAAAGAUUGAGGGUGAUUUGAAGGGGCCUGAGUUUGAUAUCAAAGGCCCCAAAGUUGAUAUUGAUGCACCAGACAUGGAUCUUCAUGGCCCAGAAGGUAAACUCAAAAUGCCUAAAUUCAAAAUGCCCAAAUUUGGCAUGCCUGGGUUCAAAGGAGAGGGCCCUGAUGUGGAUAUAAAACUUCCUAAGGGAGAGGUGGAUAUUUCUGGGCCCAAGGUAGACAUAGAUGCUCCAGAUUUGAACAUUGAAGGUCCAGAGGGAAAGCUGAAAGGUCCCAAAUUUAAGAUGCCUGAAAUGCACGUCAAGGCACCUAAAAUCUCCAUGCCAGAUUUUGAUUUGAACCUGAAAGGACCUAAAGUGAAGGGGGAUGUGGAUGUUUCUGUACCAAAGCUAGAAGGGGAUUUGAAAGGGCCUGAGGUUGAUAUCAAAGGCCCUAAAUUGGAUAUAGAUGCCCCUGAUGUGGAGAUUGAAGGUCCAGAUGGGAAAUGGAAAGGCCCCAAAUUUAAGAUGCCUGACAUGCACUUUAAAGCACCUAAAAUCUCCAUGCCAGACAUUGACUUUAAUUUGAAAGGCCCUAAAGUGAAGGGGGAUGUGGAUGUUUCUGUUCCAAAACUAGAAGGGGAUUUGAAAGGCCCUGAGGUUGAUAUUAAAGGCCCUAAAUUGGAUAUAGAUGCCCCUGAUGUGGAGAUUGAAGGCCCUGAUGGGAAAUGGAAAGGUCCUAAAUUUAAAAUGCCUGAAAUGCACAUCAAGGCACCUAAAAUCUCCAUGCCAGAUUUUGAUUUGAACCUGAAAGGACCUAAAGUGAAGGGGGAUGUGGAUGUUUCUGUACCAAAGCUGGAAGGGGAUUUGAAAGGGCCCGAGUUUGAUAUCAAAGGUCCCAAAGUGGACAUUGAUGCUCCAGAUCUUGAUAUUGAAGGUCCUGAAGGAAAAUGGAAAGGCCCCAAAUUUAAGAUGCCUGACAUGCAUUUUAAAGCACCUAAAAUCUCCAUGCCAGAUGUUGAUUUGAAUUUGAAAGGCCCUAAAGUGAAGGGAGAUGUGGAUGUUGCUGUUCCAGAAAUUGAGGGUGAUUUGAAAGGUCCAGAAUUUGAUCUUAAAGGCCCCAAAGUUGACAUUGACGCACCAGAUGUGGAUCUUCAUGGCCCAGAAGGUAAAUUCAAAAUGCCUAAGUUCAAAAUGCCCAAGUUUGGAAUGCCUGGGUUCAAAGGGGAGGGACCAGACGUGGAUGUAAGCCUUCCGAAAGGGGAGAUUGAUCUCUCAGGUCCAAAAGUAGACAUUGAUGCUCCUGAUUUGGAUUUUGAAGGGCCAGAAGGAAAACUGAAAGGUCCCAAAUUUAAGAUGCCUGAAAUGCACAUCAAGGCACCCAAAAUCUCCAUGCCAGAUGUUGAUUUACACUUAAAAGGUCCUAAACUGAAGGGAGAUGUGGAUGUGUCUGUUCCAAAGAUUGAGGGUGAUUUGAAGGGGCCUGAGUUUGACAUCAAAGGCCCUAAAAUUGACCUUGAUGCACCAGAUUUGGAACUUCAUGGCCCAGAGGGUAAACUCAAAAUGCCUAAGUUCAAAAUGCCCAAGUUUGGAAUGCCUGGGUUCAAAGGGGAGGGACCAGAUGUGGAUGUAAGUCUUCCAAAAGGGGAGAUUGAUCUCUCAGGUCCAAAAGUAGACAUUGAUGCUCCUGAUUUGGAUUUUGAAGGGCCAGAAGGAAAAUUGAAAGGUCCCAAAUUUAAGAUGCCUGAAAUGCACAUCAAGGCACCCAAAAUCUCCAUGCCAGAUGUUGAUUUACACUUAAAAGGUCCUAAACUGAAGGGAGAUGUGGAUGUGUCAGUUCCAAAGAUUGAGGGUGAUUUGAAGGGGCCUGAGUUUGACAUCAAAGGCCCUAAAAUUGACCUUGAUGCACCAGAUGUGGAUCUUCAUGGCCCAGAGGGUAAACUCAAAAUGCCUAAGUUCAAAAUGCCCAAGUUUGGAAUGCCUGGGUUCAAAGGGGAGGGACCAGACGUGGAUGUAAGCCUUCCGAAAGGGGAGAUCGAUCUCUCGGGUCCAAAAGUAGACAUUGAUGCUCCUGAUUUGGAAAUUGAGGGGCCGGAAGGAAAAUGGAAAGGUCCUAAAUUUAAGAAGCCUGAAAUGCAUUUUAACGUUCCUAAAAUAUCCAUGCCAGAUAUCGAUUUAAAUUUGAAAGGUCCUAAACUGAAGGGAGAUGUGGAUGUUUCUCUUCCCAAAGUAGGGGGUGAUUUGAAAGGUCCCAAAGUUGAAGUCAAAGGACCAGAUAUUGAUCUUGAGGCUCCAAAACUUGAUAUAGAAGGAAAGACAAAAAAAUCGAGAUUUAAACUUCCUAAAUUCAGUUUUUCUGGCCCUAAAGUUCAAACCCCUGACGUGGAUGUGAAACUUAAGAAAUCUGAUAUUGAUAUUUCUGGACCAAAGGUGGAUGUGAGUGCUCCAGAUGUGGACAUUCAGGGGAAAGCAAAAGGAUCUAAAUUUAAAAUGCCUUUCCUAAGCAUUUCAUCACCUAAAGUGUCAAUGCCAGAUGUGGAGUUAAAUCUGAAAGGGCCUAAACUGAAAGGAGACCUAGAUGUUUCUGGCCCAAAGCUAGAAGGGGAUUUAAAAGGGCCUGAAGUUGACAUCAAAAGCCCCCAAAUAGACAUCAGUGCACCAGACAUUGAUAUUCAUGGCCCAGAGGGUAAACUCAAAAUGCCAAAAUUGAAAAUGCCUAAAUUUGGAACGCCUGGGUUCAAAGGAGAGGGACCAGAUAUGGAUGUAAAACUUCCAAAAGGGGAGGUGGAUGUUUCAGGUCCCAAGAUAGACAUUGAUGCUCCAGAUUUGGAAAUUGAAGCUCCUGAUGGAAAACUGAAAGGCCCUAAAUUUAAGAUGCCUGAAAUGCAUUUCAAUGUUCCUAAAAUCUCCAUGCCAGACAUUGAUUUGAAUUUGAAAGGCCCUAAAUUGAAGGGAGAUGUGGAUGUUUCUGUACCAAAACUAGAAGGGGAUUUGAAAGGCCCUGAAGUUGAUAUCAAAGGCCCUAAAGUGGAUAUAGAUGUCCCUGAUGUGGAGAUUGAAGGCCCAGACGGCAAGUGGAAAGGUCCCAAAUUUAAGAUGCCUGAUAUGCAUUUUAAAGCACCUAAAAUCUCCAUGCCAGAUUUUGAUUUGAAUCUGAAAGGACCUAAAGUGAAGGGGGAUGUAGAUGUUUCUGUACCAAAGCUAGAAGGGGAUUUGAAAGGGCCUGAGUUUGAUAUCAAAGGUCCCAAAGUGGACAUUGAUGCUCCAGAUCUUGAUAUUGAAGGUCCUGAAGGAAAAUGGAAAGCCCCCAAAUUUAAGAUGCCUGAAAUGAAUAUCAAGGCACCGAAAGUCUCAAUGCCUGACAUUGAUUUUAACCUCAAAGGCCCUAAACUGAAGGGAGACAUAGAUGUUUCUGGCCCUAAGAUGGAAGGAGAUUUGAAGGGGCCUGAAAUUGAUAUCAGAAGUCCCAAAGUGGAGAUUGGUGCACCAGACGUGGAUAUUCAAGGCCCAGAGGGUAAACUCAAAAUGCCUAAAUUCAAAAUGCCCAAAUUCGGAAUGCCUGGGUUCAAAGGAGAGGGACCAGAUGUGGAUGUAAGUCUUCCAAAGGGGGAAAUCGAUAUUUCAGGACCUAAAAUAGACAUUGAUGCUCCUGAUGUGGAGAUUGAAGGACCAGAAGGAAAAUGGAAAGGUCCAAAAUUUAAGAUGCCUGAAAUGAAUAUCAAGGCCCCUAAAAUCUCCAUGCCGGACAUUGAUUUGAAUUUGAAAGGCCCUAAAUUGAAGGGGGAUGUGGAUGUUUGUGUUCCAAAAUUAGAAGGUGAUUUGAAAGGUCCUGAAGUCGAUAUCAAAGGCCCUAAACUGGACAUAGAUGCCCCCGAUGUGGAGAUUGAAGGCCCAGAGGGAAAAUGGAAAGGUCCCAAAUUUAAAAUGCCCGACAUGCAUUUUAAAGCACCUAAAAUCUCCAUGCCAGACUUUGAUUUGAACCUGAGAGGCCCUAAAGUGAAGGGGGAUGUGGAUGUUUCCCUACCAGAUUUUGAAGGUGAUAUGAAAGGCCCAGAAGUUGAUAUUAAAGGCCCCAAAUUGGACAUAGAUGCUCCAGAUUUUGACAUUGAGGGUCCAGAGGGAAAGCUGAAAGGUCCUAAAUUUAAGAUGCCUGAGAUGCAUUUCAAUGUUCCUAAAAUCUCCAUGCCGGACAUUGAUUUGAAUUUGAAAGGUCCUAAAUUGAAGGGGGAUGUGGAUGUUUCUGCCCCAAAAUUAGAAGGGGAUUUGAAAGGCCCAGAAAUCGAUAUCAAAGGCCCUAAACUGGACAUAGACACCCCUGAUGUGGAGAUUGAAGGUCCAGAUGGGAAAUGGAAAGGCCCCAAAUUCAAGAUGCCUGACAUGCAUUUUAAAGCACCUAAAAUCUCCAUGCCAGACUUUGAUUUGAAUUUGAAGGGUCCUAAAAUCAAGGGAGAUGUGGAUGUUUCUGGCCCUAAACUGGAAGGGGAUUUGAAAGGUCCCGAGUUUGAUAUCAAAGGCCCCAAAGUUGACAUUGAUGCACCAGAUGUGGAUAUUCACGGCCCAGAGGGUAAACUCAAAAUGCCCAAAUUCAAAAUGCCCAAGUUUGGAAUGCCUGGGUUCAAAGGGGAGGGACUAGACAUGGAUGUAAGCCUUCCAAAAGGGGAGAUUGAUCUCUCAGGUCCAAAAGUAGGCAUUGAUGCUCCUGAUUUGGAUAUUGAAGGUCCAGAGGGAAAGCUGAAAGGUCCCAAAUUUAAGAUGCCUGAAAUGCAUUUCAAUGUUCCUAAAAUCUCCAUGCCAGACAUUGAUUUGAAUUUGAAAGGCCCUAAACUGAAGGGGGAUGUGGAUGUUUCUGUACCAAAAUUAGAAGGGGAUUUGAAAGGCCCAGAAGUUGAUAUCAAAGGCCCCAAACUGGACAUAGACGCCCCUGAUGUGGAGAUUGAAGGUCCAGAUGGGAAAUGGAAAGGCCCCAAAUUUAAGAUGCCUGACAUGCAUUUUAAAGCACCUAAAAUCUCCAUGCCAGACUUUGAUCUGAAUUUAAAAGGGCCCAAAUUGAAGGGAGAUGUGGAUGUUUCUAUGCCAAAUAUUGAAGGUGAUUUGAGAGGCCCUGAAGUCGAUAUUAAAGCUCCCAAAUUGGACAUAGAUGCUCCUGAUAUGGAGAUUGAAGGUCCAGAAGGAAAAUGGAAAGGUCCCAAAUUUAAGAUGCCCGACAUGCAUAUUAAGGCACCUAAAAUGUCAAUGCCUGAUGUGGAUUUCAAUCUUAAGGGCCCUAAGCUUAAAGGAGAUCUAGAUGUUUCUGGACCUAAGUUGGAAGGGGAUUUGAAAGGUCCUGAAUUUGAUAUCAAAGGUCCCAAAGUGGACAUUGAUGCACCAGACAUCGAUAUUCAUGGCCCAGAAGGAAAACUGAAAAUGCCCAAAAUGAAAUUUCCUAAAUUCAGCAUGCCUGGGUUCAAAGGGGAAGGGUCGGAUGUGAAUGUAAAUCUUCCAGAAGGAGGGGUUGAUAUUUCGGGUCCUAAGAUAGACAUUGAUGCCCCCAAUUUGGAUAUUGAAGGGCCUGAAGGGAAAUGGAAAGGUCCAAAAUUUAAGAUGCCUGAAAUGAAUAUCAAGGCACCUAAAAUCUCCAUGCCAGACAUUGAUUUAAACUUAAAAGGCCCUAAAAUUAAAGGAGACAUGGAUGUUUCUGUCCCUAAGAUAGAAGGUGAUUUAAAAGGUCCAGAGAUAGACAUUAAAUCCCCAAAAAUGUCUGUUGAUGUUCCUGAUCUUGACAUUGAUGGUCCAGAAGGAAAACUGAAAGGUCCUAAAUUUAAGAUGCCAGAAAUGCAUAUUAAAGCACCCAAAAUCUCCAUGCCAGAUUUUGACUUGAAUUUAAAGGGGCCUAAACUGAAGGGAGACAUGGAUGUUUCUGUUCCAAAAUUAGAAGGGAAUUUGAAAGGUCCUGAAAUUGACAUUAAAGGCCCCAAAUUGGACAUAGAUGCACCUGAUAUCAACAUUGAAGGGCCAGAAGGAAAACUGAAAAGUCCCAAAUUUAAGAUGCCUGAAAUGCACAUCAAGGCCCCUAAAAUCUCCAUGCCAGAUGUAGACCUGAAUCUAAAGGCACCUAAACUGAAAGGAGACAUAGAUCUUUCUGGUCCAAAAAUAGAGGGUGAUUUGAAAGGUCCUGAAUUUGAUAUCAAAGCUCCCAAAGUGGACAUUGAUGCACCAGACAUCGAUAUUCAUGGCCCUGAAGGAAAACUGAAAUUACCCAAAAUGAAGCUUCCUAAAUUCAGUACACCUGGGUUCAAAGGGGAAGGCCCGGAUGUGGAUGUAAGUCUUCCAAAGGGAGAGGUUGAUAUUUCAGGUCCUAAGAUAAAUAUUGGUGCUCCUGAUUUGAACAUUGAAGGUCCAGAAGGAAAACUGAAAGGGCCAAAAUUUAAGAUGCCUGAGAUGCAUUUUAAGACACCCAAAAUCUCAAUGCCAGACAUUGACUUAAAUUUGAAAGGUCAUAAAAUGAAGGGGGACUUUGAUGUUUCUGCUCCCAAGAUUGAGGGUAAUCUUAAAGGUCCUGAAGUUGAUAUCAAAGGCCCAGAAUUUGGGGUUAGAAGUCCUGAGCUUGAUGUUGAGUGUCCAGAUGUUACCACUGAGGGCCUUGAGGGAAAUGUUAAACUUCCCAAAUUUAAGAAACCAAAAUUUGGGUUUGGAAUUAAAAGUCCUAAGGCAGAAAUCAAAUCUCCCGAAGUGGAUAUUGCUGUCCCGGAAGGUGAACUGAAUGUGGAGUCUCCUGAUAUUGGCAUUUCUGGCAAAGGAAAAAAAAGCAAAUUUAAAAUGCCUAAACUUCAUAUGAGUGGCCCUAAAAUUAAAGGAAAGAAGGGUGGAUUUGAUAUGAGUCUACCCAGUGGUGAGAUUGAUGCAAAUUUGAAAUCUCCUGAUUUAGAUCUCAAUGUAACUGGCCCAGAGGCAACAAUAAAAGGAGAUAUUAAUGUCAAAUCCCCAAAAGGAAAGAAACCAAUGUUUGGGAAAAUCUCUUUUCCAGAUGUUGAGUUUGAUAUUAAAUCACCUAAGUUCAAAGCUGAUGCUUCUGUGACAGUUCCUAAAAUGGAAGGAGAAUUUAAAGCACCCGAUUUGGAGGUUUCCACACCAGGUAUCAAAGGUGAUAUAAAGUCAUCAGGUCUUGACAUUACAGCCCCCAGUAUCAGCGCAAAUCUUCCUGAUGUUAACAUUGGAGGUCCUGAUAUCAAUCUUAAGAAACCUAAGGUCAAACUUCCAAGUGGAAAUAUUGAUAUAGCUGGUCCAAAAAUGGAAGGUGAUCUGAGAAUCCCAGGUACUGACACAAACAUUAAUGCCCCUGACAUCAAACUUAAAGGACCUACAGUGAAUCUGCCUUCAGUGGACAUUUCUGCUCCUUCAUUCUCUGCAUCUGAUCUUGAUAUUAACUUGAAAGGACCAAAAGUAAAAGGUGAUGUCAGUCUUCCCACAGCAGACCUGGAAGGUCCAGAAGGAAAACUAAAAUUCCCCAAGUUCUCACUGCCCAAGAUAGGGAAACCAGGUCUGAAUUUAGAAGGAGCUGAUAUGCAGCUCCCCUCAGCAAGCGUGGAUGUAUCAGCUCCAAGAAUUGAAGGAGGUGUGAGUGUUCCUGCAACUGAAGGAGUAGAUGCAAAACUGAAGGGACCUAAGGUGACUAUGCCAUCAGUAAAGCUUUCAAUGCCCCAAGUCUCUGGACCUGAUUUUGAUGUAAACUUGAAAGGACCAAAACUAAAAGGAGACCUGGAUGUUUCUAGUGACCUUAAAGGUCCAAAGGUGGACAUACAUGCACCAGAUGUUGAUAUGAAAGGCUUUGGAGGAAAGUUUAAAAUGCCCAAGUUUAAAUCUCCAACUUUGGAGGGACCUCAAGCAGAUCUGAACAUGAAAGGGGACAUUGGAUUUUCUGCCCCACAAAUUGAGGGGGGCAUGAAAGCACCAGGUAUGGAUGUACAUUUCAGUGCCCCAGACCUUGAUAUCAAAGGGCCUACAGUGAAAAUGCCAUCGGCAGGUAUUUCUGCCCCAGAUUUUGAUGUAAAUUUGAAAGGACCAAAGUUAAAAGGAGAUUUUGAUCUUUCUGGUGGCAUUAAAUCCCCAAAAGUGGCUGUAGAUGCGCCAGAUGUUAACUUGGAAGGUCCAGGAGGUGCAAUUAAACUUCCUUCACUGAAGCUCCCCCAAUUUGGCAUUUCUAGUCCUCAUGUUGAGGGGUCUAACAUGGGUGUGAGUAUUGAAGGACCACAAAUUAAAGGAGACCUUACUGGCUCAGGGAUUGAUGGAGAAUUGAAAGGGCCUACAUUUAAAAUGCAACCACUUCAAGUUUCAGCUCCAAAAAUCUCUGCACCUGACAUUGACUUAAACUUAAAAGGACCAAACCUAAAGGGUGAUAUUAAUAGUGCUGGUGAUGUUAAAGGCCCAAAAGUUGGAGUGGAAGUACCAGAUAUCAGCAUCAAAAGUGGAAAUCUUCAAAUGCCUUCAGUUAAACUGCCCAAAUGUGACAUUUCAGGUUCCCAAGGCAUGAAGAUUUCUGGGGUAGGUAUUGCAGCUGAUGCUCCUGAUGUCAGUUUAACAGGUCCUGCCUUCAGUGUAUCAACACCAAAAGUUUCUGGGUCAGAUUUUGAUGUAAAUUUGAAAGAACCUAAAAUCAAAGGAGGUUUCAGCAUUUCUGGAGACAUGAAAGCUCCUGAUGUAAAUGUUGGGGCACCACACUUGGGCAUUCAGCAUUCAGGUGGUGAAUUCAAAGGGCCACAGCUUUCAUCUUCUGGUUUUGAUGUAGAAAUGAAUGUGCCAGAUGUUGCAGGGGGUCUUCAUGUUUCUGGAUCAAAGAUAGAGGGCGGUCUGAAAGGUCCCAAGGUAGGAAUCAAAGGUCCUGGCAUAGAUAUGAAUUUUCCACAAAGUAACUUAGAAAGUGCAUCAGGAAAAGUGACAUUCCCCAGGAUGAAAUUGCCUAAAUUUGUGUCUUCAGGGCAUGAGGUAACAGGAAGAGAAGUAGGGGUUGAUGUUAACUUCCCUCAGCCAGAUGCCAGUCUCCAGGCUGGUGCAGUGGAGGCUGAGUUUGAAGAGCCAGAUGUCAAACUUAAGAAAUCUAAAAUUAAGAUGCCAAAGUUUAAUUUUUCAAAACCUAAAGGCAAAGGCACCAGUGUUGGCUCUCCAGAAGCCUCAGUGUCCAUUUCAGGAUCUAAAGGAGAUUUAAAAAGUUCCAAGGCAAGUUUAGGUUCUAUGGAGGGUGAACUGGGGGGAGGGGAAGCUGCUGCCACUUCACCUAAAGGGAAGUUUUCGUUAUUUAAAAGCAAAAAGCCACGUCAUCGGUCAUCUUCCUUUAGCGAUGAACAUUCCUCCCAGUCAACCCCCACUGGCACCUUGGAGUUUGAGUGCAGCUCAGGAGCAGAGAAAGAAAAGCAGGCCAAGAUGAAAUUUGGAACGUUUGGAGGGAUAGGGUCAAAAACUAAAGGUUCUUAUGAGGUAACUGGAAGUGACGAUGAAGCAGGAAAGAUGCCAGGGAGUGGGGUCUCAUUAACGUCCAAGAAGUCCCGCCUGUCUUCCUCUUCGAGUAAUGACAGCGGGACAAAGGGAGGGUUCCGAGUGCCAGCGGUAGAACUGACCGUUGCCAAAAAGAAAGAGUAAAGCGUCCGUGUAUAUAUGUCUGUGUAUGUAUAUAUAUAUAUCUUCUGUGUGUUUGUAUAUAAAUUUCAUAGCUUGAAAUAUUUUCAACCUCAGCAAUAAAAUGAAUGGUGCCUAGUGAAAUGUUAGAUGUCAUGUUGCCUACUCAAAAAAGAGGAGAGUUUAAAAGCAAGUGACCCUGGAGCUGUACCACAGUUCAUCUGAUGUAUUUGAAAGUUUCUUUGUGUUCAUGAUCUUUGGUUUGCGCGUUAAAUGCUGAGAGCUUAAGUUUACUAGCAAGCUAUUUUGAUAUCCUUUUCAUUUUACUGGAUAUUUUCAGUGUCGGUUUAUGGAAAUAAUGUUUCCAUUUUAAUUACCUUUUGGCUUUUAUUUGCAGGGCUUACAUUUCUAUAAUGAGAAUGGAUAUAUUGAAAACACUGUAAAAUAUAUAGAUACAACUGAAAUAUGUCACUUUUCCUUGUAAUGUGGGGUUUAAAAUGACACGGAGUGUUUAUCACAGAAAGCUGUGGUUUAUAUUAGCUUUGAUAGUUGUGGUGGUAAGAAAAGUACCCCCAGUUUAAUUUAAGACUAGAGAAUCCGGGUUGCUUAUGAUAAAUGUCAUGAAGAAAAACAGAAUUUACCAAUAAACGACUAACCUGUUUUGGGUUGGAUUCGACUGACACCAUCUUAGUUGUCUCCGUAUAUUUGUUUCAUUAUUUGUAUUAUAAGAGAGGACUUUUCUUAGUUAUGGUGCAAAAAUCUGUGACUGCCACUUUUCUGAUAUUUGUUAUAGUUUCUGUUAACAAAUGUAUCUUGAUUUAAAAAAAAAUCUUUCAGCACUUUAAUGGCAAAUGAAUUGAGAAUGUAAGAAGAUUGAUCUUGUAAAAUGCAAAUAAACUGUUUAUUAACCUUG